Molecule: messenger RNA, 8565 nt
Organism: Stegodyphus dumicola
Lineage: Eukaryota; Metazoa; Arthropoda; Arachnida; Araneae; Eresidae
Gene: oys
Product: lysophospholipid acyltransferase 6
Biological process (GO): lipid modification
Cellular component (GO): membrane
Molecular function (GO): acyltransferase activity
Source: RefSeq, a predicted model, not a curated record
UUUUCGGUCUGUUUAUGCGGUUAAGCGAAGAUUUGCUGUCAUUGGAGGGCAAAAGUGGUCUUAUGUGAAUUAGUAAUAUGUGCAACUACAUAUUCCUAAGCGAGAUGAUGUAAGAAACCUGCGAUUAUCGUUGCUCAAGCGUAUCUUGAAAUAAACAUUGAUCUUAUAUUGAUAAGAUGCAGGCUGUGAAACUGAUAAUGAAUUAUUUCUGUACUUGUUUUAUAUUUUUAAAUUCCAGGACUUAAUAUAAUAUUUGUACACUGACUGUUUACUUCAAUGGCUUCAACAGAGCGAGGAUUUUAUGUCGGUACUCGUACAUUUUCGUGGUUAGCUGAGUUAAUACGUCUGCCUAUAGACCAGGUGAAUUUUUUAGUCUGCCAGUUUACUGCAUUGGCAUUUGCUGUUUUAUACAGAAAAGCAUUUUGUCCACAAAGGGUAUCACCUGAAAUAAGGCAUGUUGUCGCUCUGGCAAUUGGUAUUGGCCUAGGAUAUUUCUGUUUUGGAUACCAAAUAUCUCAUCUGGUUGUACAGGCUACCUUAAGUUAUAUCAUAAUGAAUACUGUUAGUCCUCAAAUAAUGCAUCGGUUGGUGCUGUUUGUUUCAUUAAUGUAUUUAUCAUAUAUGCAUCUUAUGAGGUUGACAUAUGAUUAUGGAGGUUGGACUGUAGAUGUUACUGGGCCAAUGAUGAUAACAACACAAAAAGUAAGCAGUCUAGCUUUUAGUCUACAUGAUGGACUUUGUCAGAAUGAAGAAAAGCUGACACCAGAGCAGAGAAAACGUGCUGUACGGCAUGUUCCAACAGUAUUAGAGUUUUUCAGUUAUAUCUUCCACUUUCAAGCACUAAUGUGUGGUCCUCUUGUCUUUUAUAAUGAUUAUGCUGAUUUUGUGGAAGGCAAAAACUAUGUCAAGAAUGCUAGUCCUGAAGUUGUGGUUGCACGCAAAGUCAUUGUGAGCAUUUUCUGUGCAUUAUUCUUAGUAACUGUUGUGCCAUAUUUUCCCAUAACUUAUUUACAAGAUCCCAAGUUCCUAAAUAACACACCAUGGUAUUCUAAAUUGACGUACUUGUUGUUUGCCACAUCAGUUGUUAGAUCGAAAUAUUAUCAUGCCUGGCUUCUAGGGGAAGCUGUAUGUAAUGCCUCUGGUAUGGGCUUCAAUGGUUACACAAGUGAUGGUCGCUCAAAGUGGGAUCUCAUGUCUAAUGUGGAUAUUAUUCGGUUUGAGUUCUCACUUAAUUUUCGAGAAACCUUGGAAACAUGGAAUAAAUCCACUCAAAUGUGGCUACGCACUAUAGCUUAUGAUAGAGCUCCCUCUCACAAAACAUUAUGGACAUAUGUGUUAUCUGCCCUCUGGCAUGGCUUUUAUCCUGGUUAUUAUUUUACAUUCCUUGGAGGAGCAAUUUUUACUUUAGCAGCCAGAUCGAUACGUCGCAGUAUUCGACCUCUUUUCCAAGGUAGUAAAUUCAUGUCCAGAUUCUAUGAUGUUCUAACUUGCAUCACAACCAGGAUUGCUCUAGCAUAUAUUGUUUUCCCAUUUAUUCUUCUGGAAUGUAAUGCAUCACUUGCUGUUUAUGCGAAACUCAACUUUGCUGGUCAUUGGUUAGCCCUGGCAGCUAUUUUUGUGCUGCCUCAUGUUUUCCCGCCAGUGGCUAGGUCCAGUGUGCUUUACAGUCGGAAGAGCCACAAAUUAGAGUAAUAUUAUUCUCUCAGCAAAACAAUGAAAAGUGAUCCUUUAGAAGUUAAUUUUUUUGGUAAAGAGUCCUAGAAUGGAAGUAAUUUCAAGAAAAUCAUCAGAAAUAUAUUUAUUCCAGUAUUUAAGAUAUUUGCAUAUACAUAAUUAUUUACAUAUACCUAAAAGUUUUAAUGGGAUCAGUCUUUUAAUAUAGUUUUUUAAUUUAUUUUAAAAGUACAAAAUAUUAAAAGAUAAAGACAUAUAAAUGUCCAGUUUAAGAGAUAGUUAUUUACACAAGUUUUUAUGAAAGCACUUAUAAUAAACAGUCAAACACAAAUAAAAAUUUUAGUCAAGUGUAUUUUAUGUGUUAAUCGUAAAUUGCAAUUUGUGAGUAUUGUUUGAUAAAGCCUGAUGUUAGAUUUUGUAGUCAUCAGGUAUCUGCCAUAUUUUCUAUCUCACCCUUUAACUAAUAAUAAGUGAUAACGUAAUGGAUAUGCAUAUCUAAUCUGAUUCAAAGAAGCAACUUUUUGAAAUAGAAGGUUAUAGUUAUUUUGAUAACCAAUCUGAUGCAGAUCUUACUCCAUCUGGAAUAAGUAUUCUUGCCUUUGCUGAAGAGAGGCCCAUGUUUGAACUGUCUCUUGAAACAUCUAGAACCAUUUGUAUCAUUUGAAACCAAUGGCAAUCUAAGAUUUAAUAUUGCUUAAUUUUGAAAGGAACUUCUUAAAAUCUUAGCAAAGCAGGUAUAAUAAUAAUAAAUUGGUGCUAGACAUUCAUCUCCCAAGAAAGAAUAAUUUUUGUUAAGAAGAAAUGGGUGUUCCUGGGUAACAACCCAUUUUAUGCCUUAUCUAAUCAGGAACAACUAGGGAACAAUUUUUAAGGAAAAUUUAGAUUAUUUUACUGAAGUAGUUUAUUUUUAAUGUAGUAAACGUUGAACUUUAAAGACUGCAAGGUUUUAAGUGUACUGCACUUGAGAAAUUUUCCUUAGAAUGAGGAAAAUUCAUCUUUUGCUUGAAUUAAUCCUCUUGCCUAAGGAAUGAUAUAAGUUUUCUUUGGUGUAGUAAAUUUGGCUGUAUUUAUCGAAUUAAAAAACAUCUGGCUGUUGGUUAAGGUACAGGUGUAUGUUCAAGUUCUAAUUCCUAAAUUUUAAGGAAACGGGGAAAAAAUUAUAUUAGCAUGUAACAAAAGCAUAAAGCAAUGUAUGUUGAAAAAAAAUUCUCAAGUCGAAUAAAUAUAUUUUAUAUUUUAAUAACGAAACUAUUAAAUAAAAUUAUUUCUAGUAUUAUAAAUUUGUAUGCAUCUUUAUAAGAAACCAAGUAUGUAAUUAAAUAUGUAAUAAAGUAGUUAUGAUAAUUUUAGGAAAUGCAUAACAAUAUCAAUAAAAUAUUGUGCCCAAAGAAAAUAUUUAGGUAUUUGAUUGAAAUUUCUAUUGUUCAGUUUGACAUUAUUUUAAAAUGCUGAUAAUAUCCACAGUUGAUUUCAUCUGCUAGUUUAUAAUGAAAGUUUUAUAUAUUUAUCGUUUCAAUAUAUUUUUAUUAGCAUAUUUGUCUGAGAAUCUAAAUUCAUAAAUCCAGCUUUGAGGAAGUAGCUUUGAAAUAUUAUCUAAGCUAGACUAUACUUGUCUGUCGAAGCAAAAAAGCUAAAUUCAACAAAUAUAUGCAUUCAGUCUUUAUAAUUUCUCAUAUAUGUUGCUUUGUCUCAUUCUGAAAUUCUUAUGACUUUUUCAUAUGACAUAAUAGACAGAACUACAGAAACACUUUACUUUUAUAACAGGAAGGAAGAAAGAACUUGUACAUGUUUUCUGAAUUCCAUAACCAAAAUAUUUCCAGAAUUGUUUAAUUCCUGCUUGUAACAACAUUUAAGGCAUAUGACUGUAUCCAUGCUUUGUGAUAGGUUGUUAAGAAUAAUUUUCUACUUUCUUUGAAAUUUGCCACUAAUUAUUUUCAUAAAAACUUCUAGUUGAAAUUAAGAUAUUAAAUUGAUUGCUGCUUCAGUUCCGGGGGGGAGGGCUUCCAAACAACUUGAAAUGCUUAGAAAUGUGUUAGAGUAUCAAAAUAAUUUUGAAGAAAUUUUCCUGAUUUUUAAUGCACUGAGUAAAUUUUAGAUACAAAUGGAAGAAAGAAGUAAAAAAGAAAAGCAGUAACAAUGUGCGCAAAAUUUAGAAAAAGGAGGAGUUCCUCAUAAUUUUUUUUUAAAUAGUGUAAUUGCAUGUUAAACUUAAUAAUUGAAACAAUAUGCAUUCAGAAUAAAUCAAAAGGAAGAAAGCUUAAUAUAUUAGCUUUCAAGACAGCAGUAAUUAGGCUUAAGUAUUGUUUUUGUGUUUGGGAAUUAAAUUAUCCCUACUUAUUAUCUUUACUUGCAUUUUUGUUGCACUUUAUGUUUGUAGUGGAGGCAGAAUUAAAACUGAUUUAGAAGGAAGAAAAGUUGGUUAUCAUAUUGGUAUACUUAAAAGUUUUUAAAAAAAAUGUUGUUUUAGAUAUAGUUCAUUAUUUCAACUUUUGUGGGUGUCUUAAGAUUAAAAUUUAUUUGUAAAUAAUUUGGAUAAAAUUUGCUUCUUUGAAUUGGUUUGAAAAAUUUCUAGAUCUACAGACACACUUAAUGGGAGGAGAAAAGUGCCCAUGCUUCAUUGUGUCUUUUUUUGCACUUCUUAAUAUGCAACACUUUUAAAUGCAGUGUGCUGAAAGGUGUAAAAGAAAACUGAAUGUCAAAGAUUUUAGCAUAUAUUUAAAUGUUAAGUAUUUGCACUUGGCUCAUUUAAAUUAUACAUAGUAUGUGUACAGGGGUAAACUUUUUUGAUGACCCAUCUCCUUUUUUUUAUUUCAUCAUAACUUUUAUUUCUUUUAUAUUGCCAAUAAAUUGCAAUAUUGGGUAGAUUGAUUAAAUAAUAUUUUAUAAAUGAAGUUAUUACUAAGAAAAACUUUCUAAUAUUGUAUUUUGUGAAUAGUCUAGAAGCAAUGUACAAGAUAUCAAUGGAAUUUUAAGCAGGAUUACAUUGUGCCAAACAAUUUUAAAAAAUGUUUUAUUUGAAGAAUCAGCUUUUGUAUAAGUAUUUAUUGUAUUGCUUAUAUUUUUCUUAAAACAAGUGUCUGUUUCUCAUUAUCCAAGAUAAUACAACAUUUGUUUUUCAAAGAAAUGGAUAGUUUCCUCUGUAUUAUUUGAAAAUAUUAAGAAUAUUGAGGAUUCUACAUGUUAGUUAAAAAUAUCUGGCAAAAAAAUUGUAAAUGCACGUAGAGAGAACCCAGAUAAACAGAUUUUUGUAAUGGAAUGUAUGUGUAAAAAUGGCAUCUUGAGAUAGAGUGUUGUUGAGGUAAGUAGAUCAAAGUGGUUAGCUGUCAUAAUUCAUCAUUCCUGUGGGAAAUUUCGAGCAGUAGAGGUUGCUUCAGAGUUUAAUCAGCAUGUAUAUUAUUUAUGGGUUGCAGGCAGAAACAUUCAAGAGGAUGCAAAAUUCCUGAAUAGACAGCUUUCGAAUCCCCAAACAUUGGAGCAUAUUAACUAGGAGGUGUGCAAAACUGGAAUAUUCCUUGCUUGCAGCCAUAAUGGAGACUGGGAAAUGCAUAUCAUUAUGAUUGAAUCAGAAAUUCUGGACACAUUCUUUGGUCAUCAUGAUUAACAGAUUUAAAAAGCAUGGAUUUCUUCUCCUGGUGGCACAAUUAAGGGCAUGAUCUAUAAAUGUUGAUCUAGUGAUCAGAUUAUCAGUUUCUGGGGUAUGAGAAAUGUCUUUUUAAUCAUUCAGAUUUUUUUUUUCUUUUUUUGCAUACUCUUUGCUAUCAUACUUUUAAUUCAUACUUUUUUGGAUACUAGUACACAUGCUAUUUCUGCAUGCUAUUUCUGCAUUCUAUAUAAAAUCUGCUUAUUUUGGUCAUGUUUACUUCCUUUAUAUUUAUACCAGAUAUUUUAGAAUCAUCCUGUAAAUAUUUCAAGGAUAAAUAAAUCAAUUUUCCCUCUGAUGUUGCUGAAAGAAGUAAACAAAAUUUAUGAUUUUAAUUGUCCAUGUAUUUAAAAUUAUCUUUUUUUUUUUUUUUUUUUUUUUUUUUUUUUUUGUAAAUAUUAAGAAGGAUUAAUUUAAAUGCAAUUCAGGAUGCUAAAAUUUGCUUAAAGUUUAUUUUAUGUAACAUCUGUACUAUAAGUCAUCUUUUUGCCUUAUCUAGUCUUCAUAGUUUGUUAUUAAGCUUACAAUUCAUAUGCUAUUGUAUUAAGUCAUAUAAAUGUUGCAUAAAAAGUGAUUUGAUUUAGAUUUAAAAAUUUGUGCAUUGCUUAAAAGUCCAUUUUGUCAAAUAUUUGGAGGUAAUUUGUAUAAUGUUUGAUCCAUGUUUUCUACGUUUGUAUUGGAUAACAGCUUGAAAACAUUGCUCAGUGUUGAAAAAGUAGUGGAGAGUAUUUUUCAAUAUAUGGUCAAUGAAUGGCAUAUGUAUGAUGGAAUGCUUUCAAAAUUUUGUAUGUAUUAAUUUGUUGAGUUUUGCUAUGUAAUUCAGUAGCCAAAGGGAAGCAUAAAUCAGAAAUGGAGAAAAGUAUAUUGUUUGAAAACUUUAGUUAAUGUCAUUUGUUUAAGUAUAUUGGUUCUGCAUUUACUUAUUUAUUUGUAAAAGAUGUAAAAGCAUAUUUAAAUUGUGAUAACUUUUCUAGCCAUUUACUUUUCUGGUUUUAUCAAAAUAUAUUUCUACCAUUUUCUGUUUCUCUCAAAUGUUCGUGCUGAUAUUCUUUUAGCGAGUUACGUGUUCAAAUAAAUUGUAACACAGCAUAGAAAUCUUUAAAAAUGCUAAAAAAAUGGGGAAUAUUUAGGAUUCCAUAUUUGAAUGCAGAGUCAGUUUGAAGCACAAGUGGCAUAGGCAGCUAGCUGCGUGAGAUGCCAAUUUUCAGAGGGCAUAAUAACUGAAUUUUCGUAGAAGUAACUACUAGUAAAGAUAUGCAGCAAUAUCCCAGCUUUAAUGAAUAUAAAUUCAAUGUACUCUUGUUUAAAAAUUUCAAAAGAAACUAAAUUUUAACUGAGCAAAAUAAAAAUAAAUUCUGAAAAAUUAAUAUACUGAAUUAUUUUCUAGUAUGUAUAUGAUAGUUUUUGUUCCCUCUUUAUGCAGUCAGAUAUCUCCAUGUAGUUUUAUGUGGUUUUAAAGUUCUGCAGCACAAAAUUAGAUAAUGAAACACUUAACAUAGAUAAACAAUGGGCUUAUGAAAAGGGGGAGGAAAACUAGACAAUGAUAAUUAUGCUAUGAUAAGUUGCUACCUGAGAUUAAUAGCUGAACAAUUAACAAAAUUAUUGGAAUGAUUGAAAUCUUGGCAGGGUAUGUUAUGGAUAUUCAUUUCCAUAUUGGACAUAGCCUUUACGUUUCACCGAUAAGCACUUACAAGCAAUAAGCAGUGAAAUUUGAUGCUGCAAAGAAAUGCAUGUUGUGUAAAGGCCAAAGGGAAAAAAAGUGCAGAUAUUGCAUAUUUUAGAGAGUAAAAAAUGAAUUACAAGAAACCUGCAUUUUAAAAAAUUAUUUCUAAUAAAAGCAUUUGAAUUUAUUAAUCAUGUUUUAAUAUUAAAAAAUGGGGAGAAUUUUUCUGAACCAUUUUGUUUAGAGUUGUUUUAAGUUAUUCAUGCAUUUAAUUUAUAUGGAGCACUAACAGUAUUACAUACCUGAAAGAUUGAAAAUGCUAGAAUUAGGUCUGCUAGGGUGUUCCAAAGAAUAUAAGUUGAGAAUUUAGAAAAAUUUAAGGAAUUUUCUUUUAAAAAUUGUAAAUUCAUAUUGUGUCUGUGUUGCUUGUGUGUAUAAUUCAGACCAAUUAGAUAUAUCACAGAAAUAUGGCCAUGUUUUAAGCUGUGUAAAUAUGAGUGUCGUAUUUGCUUAAACUGCUAUAGUGAAGUACAGAUAUGACUAGAAGAAGAUGUAGAUAAAGAAGUUAGAUUUGAUUCAUGCUGCGAAACUUUAAUUUGUGAUACGCCCGUUUUUUAUACUUUGAAUUAGUUGGCUAAAUUUUUGAAGAAAUGAAAGUUUAGUUACAUAUUUAGUUUCACUUAAAUGAAUAUUUGUUUUAUUGGUGUAAUUUCGAAGAUUUUUAUAAAAAAAUGCCAUUUGCAUCAAAAUAAUUUGGCAGAGGAAAUAAGACUGUUGAGGAAUGUAGUGAGAUGUAAAUAAUAUUAAUAGCAAGGGGUGCUUGAUAUUCAUAAGCAUCCCGUGAUAUAUAUACCAUCUAUAGUUAAAAAAACCUUGAAAGGGAUGCUUGAAACUUGUGGAGAUUCUAACCUACAAAUCUUUAUAAGAAGAUUUAAAAUAAAUUGUGUGGUAAGUUCUAAAUUUGCCAUUUUAUAAAGGUUGAAAAAAUUACAUUGAAGGAAGUUUUAAAGAAAAACUUCUAGAAUUUCUAGUUAUUAUACGAUAUUAAAAUUAAAAUGGAUAUAAUUAAUUAUUACAUUUUUCCUCCUUAACUGAACAUGUGUAUGAUUUGUAUGAAAUACAAAAUCAGCAACAACAAAAAAGGAAAAGAAAAUAAUUUUUUUAUACUAGCCAAUAUUAUAUAAGAUUGUGAUUGUUAUUACAGAUUUUGCAUUUGUUUUAAUGUGUGCAGUGUACUCCCUGGCUUGUGAUCAAAAAUGUGAUUGUCAUUAUUUUAAGUUCGGAAUUUGUUUUUAUGUGCGUUCUGGAAACAAUAUUGCAUUAAAUCGCACACUGGUUGCUAACUAACCUAAGCAGAUUUUUAAAGUUUUAAUGUUCAUAUUGUAGAGCAGUUUUUAAUUUUAGUUGCGUUCUUUACACGUUGACUAAAUUUUUUAUUUUCUGUGAUAUAUUUUUGAGCUUUGCACUAUGUAUAUGUAGAUUAUUGUAAAAAAAAAACUGUAAUGUCUUAUUUUAUUAUUAUUAUUUCAAAAAAUGUCAGAAAAGAUGUAUUGUCUGGUAUAUAGAAAAUAAAAUAUUUUCCUACAUG